Molecule: messenger RNA, 1110 nt
Organism: Aspergillus chevalieri
Lineage: Eukaryota; Fungi; Ascomycota; Eurotiomycetes; Eurotiales; Aspergillaceae
Exons: 2
Coding region: 1-1110 (369 amino acids)
Biological process (GO): arachidonate metabolic process
Cellular component (GO): membrane
Source: RefSeq, a predicted model, not a curated record
AUGGUCGGGAUCAGCAACGAGGAAGCACCUCUGCGUCUUCUUUCACUCGGUAUGUCGGUCAACACCUUCGCCAAUUCUCAAACCUAUGUAUUAAUUACCCCAGACGGCGGUGGUGUCCGCGGUGUCAGCGAGCUUAUCAUUUUGCAACAAUUGAUGCUCAACAUCCAAAAGUAUUACCGUCUGCCGACCAUCCCCAAGCCCUGCGAAGUAUUCGACAUGAUCGGAGGUACCAGCACCGGGGGCCUUAUUGCCAUCAUGCUGGGCCGACUCCAGAUGUCUGUCGACCAGGUCCUCGAUGAAUACACUGUCCUGUCGAAAGAUGUCUUUGGAGAGUUCAAGGCUACUCUGAACGGGCGAUUCAAAGCGACGAAUUUGGAGAAUGCCAUCCGGGGUAUGAUCCAACAAUAUGGCGAUGGAGAUCCAAACGCAAAGCUCUUUGCGCCGGAGAAUCACUGCAAAGCGUUCGUGGUUUCCAAAGAUGCCAGUAACGUCACUGGGCCCGCGCAGCUGUACAGAACGUACGCAACCGGUGGCCCUGAUGAUUAUCUCGAUGUUACCAUAUGCGAAGCCGCACGAGCAACAUCAGCCGCGCCCACAUUCUUCAAGCGUCAAGAGAUAAGCCGCCAAGGACAGACACGCAAGCUCGUCGACGGCGCAAUGGGAGCCAACAACCCCACGAGACUGCUGAUCGCAGAGGCCCAGAGUGUAUUCCCUCUCAGCCGGAGUGUUUCCUGCAUCGUCAGCAUCGGAACCGGAAAGAAGGAUAUUAGCGAUGUCAAGGCUCCCAAUCUCUUCCAGCGUAUAGUGAUGCCGGGCGUUCCACAUCUGUCUGCAUUGCGGGCUAUGAAAGAUAUCACCACUGAUUGUGAAGCUGUGUCCGAGGAGUUGGAGCGCAGAUUUUAUGACAUUCCGAACUUAUAUCAUCGGUUCAAUGUGGAACGCGGGCUGGAGAAGAUUGGGCUGGAUGAGUAUAAGCAGUUGGGCGUCAUCAAGUCAAAGACGAUUCAGUAUUUGCAGGAAGUCCUGGUUGAGAAGAAAGCCGAACAGGCCUCGUUUUAUUUGCUUGACAACGCAACUGCGAAUACUACUGUUGAGGGCUUGGGAUUUUGA